GGAGAGGGGAGAUCUUCACCUGACCAGUCUGGCUGGCUGCAGUGUUGACAAGAUGUUGUAGGUUUGAUUUCCCUGCCUGUUACCAGAGGUGGGUAAAUAGGACAAUGGGGACACAGCUCUGCCAAAGCCCAGAACAAGGUGGCCUUGUGGGGAAUGACAAGCGAGUCAGAUUUAAGGCCCCAUUGUCACAUUCCAGGGUCAACCUCUACCCACCUAAUCGGGCUGGCAGGGAACAUGUUUGCAUACCAGGGCAUAAUCUUUGUCUUCCAGAAUCGGCCAGCCAUGUCCGACGCAGAAUUUGGACGGAUGUCUUUCAAAGAGCCUGAGGUGGAGACUAAACGUGGCCCAGCCCAGCCCCACUGGUACGAGCGCUACCUGCAGCCUUGCAUCGGGGAGCUGGUGGGCUCGGCCUUCUUCAUCUACAUUGGCUGCGUUUCGGUCAUCGAGAACUCAGAUGGCACCGGGAGGCUGCAGCCGGCCUUGGCUCAUGGGUUGGCGCUGGGACUGACCAUUGCCAUCUUGGGGAACAUCAGUGGAGGCCACUACAACCCGGCCGUUUCCCUGGGGGCCUGGCUCGUUGGUGGGCUGAACAUGGUGAUGGUCAUUCCAUACUGGAUCUCCCAGCUGUGCGGGGGAAUGAUUGGAGCUGGCCUGGCUAAGGUGACCACUGUGUGGGAGAGGUAUGAAAAUGCCACAGGAGGAGCUUUCACGGCCAUCACCUCGGAUCCCCAGCUCCCAGCUGCUGUGGUGGGGGAGAUUGUGAUGACCAUGUUGCUGGUGAUGGCUGUCUGCAUGGGGGCCAUUAAUGAAAAGACCAAGAGUCCACUGGCACCUUUCUGCAUUGGCCUCACUGUCACUGUGGACAUCCUGGCUGGGGGAGCCGUUUCUGGAGCCUGCAUGAAUCCGGCCAGAGCGUUUGGCCCUGCAGUGGCUGCCAACCACUGGGAUUACCACUGGGUGUACUGGGUGGGCCCCAUGGGGGCUGCGCUUCUGGUGGGCGCAUUGAUAAGGGUCCUGCUCGGGGACAGCAAGACGCGCUUCUUCCUCAAGUGAGCCGCCGCCCGGCGAGGAGCAUCGCCUCCCGUUCCCCGCGCCACCCCAGGCAGCCGCAGCCAACCUCGCCCGGGGAAGAGACUUUAGGCGAUUCUGCCUCCCCCCCCCCGUUUUUUUUUAUUUUUAUUUUUUGGGGAAACGACGCCUCGCAGAAGAAAGACAAAGGCGGAGAAGCGGCGGCCCCGGCAGAUCCCCGGACCGAAGCGGGGAAGCCGGAGGAGCGUCGGGCGAAGCGGCCCUGGGCAGCCCCGGCUCGAGCAGCGGCCCAGCAACCCAGGCCCCGGCGAUUGCAAGGCGCUCGCCCGGCACUUCGGCAGCUCCGUCCGGAGCGAGGAAGCCGCUCCUCGGCUCGGCAUCUCCGGCGGCGGCGCUCCGCGGAGGGACCCGCCGGCCACGCCGCCUCCGCGCAGCCCCGCAGCCAUCGGGCGGCAAACGGGCGCAGCGGCGCUUCGUCCCACCGGAUUCCCGCCUGCGAAGGGGUCGCAGCUCUCUCGCGGCGAUGCUGGGGGCUCUCGGGGCUUCCCAGGCCCAGAGAGCGGCUAUUCCCACCCUCCCCAUCGCCCCGAAGCCCCUCCCCGCAUCGCCCUCCGCCCUCGAGCGGGGCUGCCCGCGGGCGCCCCCCCAGCCCUCCCGCCGGUUUUGGCCGCAAAUGUCCCCCCCCCAACCCCCGCGCUGGUCCCGGGCCUUGCAGGGACAUCCUCCCAGCCGCUUUCCGGGCCCGCAACCUCCCCUCCCCCAAUUCCCGGGACGGGGCGCCCCGAGAGCGACCUUUCCCCGUCGUCCUUCAAGACGCGCUGCGCGGCGGGGUGGGCUUCGACGGGCAAUCGCCCUGCCCGAAGGAGCCCGCGUUGCGCUGCGCUGCGCUGCGCUUUGCCCUGCGGGAUCGGGAGAAGCCUGGAUCCCGAUUGGCACGCAGCCCUUGGGGGGAGGGGUCUUUCGGUUUGCGGCCGGUUAAGGGGGCUGCCCUGCUGGGUCUUUUCCUGCCCGCCUCGCCCAGCACUGAGCCCGGCGGCUGCUUUGCAAGACCUGAACGCGGAACUGAAGACAGACAACG
This is a messenger RNA of Notechis scutatus (mainland tiger snake), 2107 nucleotides long. The record is from RefSeq and is a predicted model, not a curated record. NCBI's taxonomy places the organism in Eukaryota, Metazoa, Chordata, Lepidosauria, Squamata, Elapidae.